AUGUACAUCUCGAAAGUCCGAUUUCUCGCAAAGCAGGUUCGGUCCUCGAGACAUCCGCUGCCUUUGGCCAAACUCAACGAACGUAUGGGAGUUUCACCUGGCACGCUCGAGAGCAGAAUUACGACAUGGCUCGUAUGGAAGCAGAGCUACAUCGAGACGACCAAGUGGAGUUCUAGACCACCUUCCCAGCCGUUUCGAUGCACAAAAAACUGGGCCUACGGGAGGGACUCCGACAUGCUUGUCGAGGUCGGCUUAAACGAGCCCAGUCAGCGGAGAGGUUUCAUCCAAGAAGGUGUCGAGGUGUCGCUACGACGAUGGAGGUCACCGCCAUCGCUCCAUCUCUGCACGCGGCAACCGGCGACGAAGACGGAGGAGAAAGCCAAGCUUCCACCCGCGGCGACCAGCGUCAUGCGCGGCUUCGCCCUAACGAAGUGCAAGGUUGGAGACUGCACGCGUACGCUCGACCCAGCGAAGGACCCGCAACAUUUGGCCGACCACCACGAGGCCCUCCGCGUGGGCGUUCUCGAGUUCUACCCAGCCCUAAGUGCCGCUUUGGCAGGUGCAACAGCCAGUACGCGGUCAAGUCGUCCGUGCGUCGGCAUCGCGCACGUGUCGCUCGUUUCGAGAUUUUUCGUUGAGGACGAGGUGACGAAGGAAGAGGCGAAGAAGAAGGAGGCCAAGGCCAAGCCGCUUAACCAGAAGCGUUUGAAGCUGGCCUGGACGAGCGACGUCUUGCCCUCUUGGAUCGCGUUGUACUUGUAUCUGUGUUAG
This is a messenger RNA of Epithele typhae, 771 nucleotides long. RefSeq lists its product as uncharacterized. The record is from RefSeq and is a predicted model, not a curated record. NCBI's taxonomy places the organism in Eukaryota, Fungi, Basidiomycota, Agaricomycetes, Polyporales, Epitheliaceae. Bases 1 to 771 code for a protein of 256 amino acids. The transcript is spliced from 5 exons.